AUGUUAAUUGCAACAGAAAUAUGUGAUUUAGAACGAUCUGGUAUUGGUAAAGUUCCAUGCUUAAGUUAUUUUGAAACACAAGAUAGACCAGUUAAAACCAUUACUGCACAUGCUGCUCAUGGUUCUUUCGAUACUGAUGAGUACACCAGUACAGUUUAUUUGCCAUUUACACAUGGUAUUCCACCAGAAGUUGAACGUUUGUUUAAUUUACCUAAUCAAUGGCCCUCUUAUUGUGGUAAUGCAAAUGCAGGUUUUACUAUAGAACCUCUACAUGGAUUUGUGGUAACACCAGAUGGUCAAGAUCAUUUUACAUUAAAAUUACAUACACCACCAGUUCAUUCACUAGGUGAUCAAGUCAAAGUCGAGUUUAA
Molecule: messenger RNA, 371 nt
Organism: Rotaria sordida
Lineage: Eukaryota; Metazoa; Rotifera; Eurotatoria; Philodinida; Philodinidae
Source: the annotation of a GenBank genome assembly